Molecule: messenger RNA, 2153 nt
Organism: Zootoca vivipara (common lizard)
Lineage: Eukaryota; Metazoa; Chordata; Lepidosauria; Squamata; Lacertidae
Gene: ERICH6
Product: glutamate rich 6
Source: RefSeq, a predicted model, not a curated record
UCUCCCUGGCAACUAGAACGCCAAACACUGCGCGUCAUAGAGGGCGAAGAACGCCGCUUCUCCCGGGAGCCUUAAAGGGGCCGCGGCCCCUGCGCUGCUGCGGUUGCGAAGGAAGCGAUUGGGUUGCACUUCGCAUGAUGGACGGGGCUUCUGGGAAGUCGGAGAAGGAUGGCGAGGAAGCCCGAGAAGAUCCAGACAGCAAAGACAUAGAAAGAGAACAGUUGCCCCCAGAAGCUGAUCAAUCAGGGAGGGCACCUGAAAUUGUUGUGACAGGUUCAGAGUUUUACAACAGUGAGAUGGAGCCAGAGGAGAUCAUAGAGAGGAGAGAUAUAGGCACAGGUCCUGAAGAUCAUCCAGGAAGUGAUAAAAGUAGAUCAUCCACUUCUCCAGCUAGGUCAGAGAGCCCAGAGGGAACAGCUGACGGCAGUCAAAAGCCAGGAUUAGAUAAUGCCCCCUUUGAAAGAUCAGCAGAGCUAUCCUCCCCAGAAACCCCUGACUCCUUAUCCUCAAGCAAAGGAUCCAAUGGCCACCCUGCAAUACUGGGAGGAAUCAGAAGAGAGAGCUCUGUUGGGUACCACUUAAGGAGGGAGACGUUGGAUGCAGUUGCUGUUGAUCAAUCCGGAAAACGUUUGGGAAGAUCAGUCUCAAUGCAGACAGAUAAGAGCUGGCUUUAUGACCACUGCAAAAAAAGGCGUCCAAAGGAAGAAAAGCUUCGUCCUGAGAAUGAUAUCUACGCCGUCUGGUACGAGGACCUCAGCUGCUUAGACAUUUUGUGCGACACGGAGUUUCAAGAAGACUUCUUAAAGCUGUUUCAGGAAUCUCUACGCACCCUGUCCAGCGUUGGUCCACCAACUAUACUAGCCUAUAGGCCAGAAUUAUCGAGAGAAGGCAUUCAAUUCGAGUUCGAAAAACACUAUGGAGAAAUCUGUGAGUUCUGUGGCAGCCCACUGAGAAAUUAUCCGUCAUUUGAAAGUCUAGAACAAAUAGCAGAAUAUGGAAAUCUUUUCUGUUGCCAGAAAUGCAGAGAUCUUCACGAGUUCCUUGUCAAUGAGAAAAAGCGCUAUGCAAAGGAAGGAGUUCAGCUGAUUGAUAUCACCACUAAGCAGGUAGAAGGAACUGCGGAAGAGAGGAAAAAAGCCAGAGAAAGAGCUCGUCAAAGGCUGAAGGAGAAACAAAUGGCCCAACAGUUUGUCCACCUCCCAAAAGAGAAAGAGAGAGAAAAGGACGUAGUUCCAACUCAUGUCUUUGACUAUUCUCGGCAACUCAGCACCAUUUCCUACUGCCUGUCCCAAAUUGGACCUUCUAUGUCAGGCUGGACGAAGAUGCCUCUCCAGGGAAUUAAAUUCCAAAGUCCCACGAGCCAAGAGGCUAGCUACAGCAUCUCUAGCUGCGAUUUCACUAUUGCAGGUGGAAAGUUGCUGAAAAACCAGUUCUUCCAGCAAUACUACAAAAACGGUGUGAAGUUUCUUACCAUGUUUCCAGAUGGAAGUGCACAAAUAUUCUAUCCCUCUGGAAAUCUGGCGAUUAUCAUUGUACAAAGGAAUGAGGGCACAGGCUACGUUGCCAUAGUACAAGAUGACAAGCCUGAGAAUGCAGAAAUCCAAGCGGUGUUCGAUUCCUGUGGCAAUGGGACUUGCUAUCAUUCAACUGGAAAUGUGUGGAUAAAUGUUACGAUUCGAGGAGGACAUUAUUCGGAUGAAGUUGGCAACAAAGUGAAAACGUGGAUCUGGCCCAACAAUUUGCAGAAGUGCGUCUCGAGAGCACCAUUUAAGCCAGUCUUUCUAUCCUUGAACCAGAAUGUUGGUGUCAGGAUAGUUGAGCAAGACAGAGUAGCCAUUUCUUUCCUUGCAAGUGGAAAACAGGCAAAAAUCAACAUAGGAGCAAAAGUAAAGCCGCUUGCUGACCAUCACCCGUGGCCGAAGUUUGUGUCUGAAGAUGACCUCUUCCUGUUUGCCUGCCGAAUAAAGAUUCUCCGCAUCUUUGCUAAACUGCAAGGGUGUUUAGAUUUUCCUAACAAUGACUGGUGGGCUAAGCUCCAGCUGCCUUCGUUUCUUUUCACUAAGGCUUUGAGGUUAAUGAACCUUUGUAAGGAAUGUGAAGUAAGUUCUGCUCUGGACACCUUAAUCAUGGAAACAUUAAAUUCACCAACCUGA